AGUAGGGAGUUGGAGUAAUUUAAGCAUAAGUUACGAGUGAAGAAGGGCGAAAAUUGAGCCAGGGAUGAGUAGUACGAGUGAUGUAAAAAAAGAAAAAACCAAACGGCUCUAAAUUUUUUUAGAGAAGAAGACGUUGAAUAUUUGAGGAAAAGGAAGGCAGGCAGUCGGUCAGUAGCGCGCUCUCUUUCAGUCUCUGAGUUUGGAGAAGCCUCACCAAUCAUCAUCGGUCACCAUGGACGACUUCCUCAUGAAUCUAAUUUGCCCUAAUUCUCCAUCCGUAUGGGAUGGAAAUCGGUUAUCCAAGUGUUUCAACAACAUGGUUUUAGGUUUCGGGGUGAAUGCCAUAACUCUUGUUAUGAUUUCUAUAAUUGGAAUUACUCACAGGAGUCCCCCAAGAAGCCGGAGGAUUACUCAGAUAAACAUGCUAGAAAGGUUGUUCUUGCAUUUCCUUCCUGCCUUUGGAGCAUGCUUGUCUCUUUUGGACGUGGUUUUAAUUUUAAUUAAAGCACUUCAUGGAGACUUCAUUGUUCAUCAUGAGUGGUUUUUCAAAUGUUCUCAGUUUGCAGUUUGGACAUCUAUCUUACUGUUCUCAAAGUCUUCCAACUAUCAUUACAUAUUUUGCAACUUGAUCCUAUGUUUUUGGUGGAUUGUGAAACCAAUAUUGGGCGUCAUCUAUCUCCUAGCAACGUUAUCUUCAUUGGGGAUUUUGAGAUGUCUUAAAGAGAGCUGUAUUGUUUUGUUGGAUAUCAUGUUUGGCUUAUCCAUUAACAUUAUCAGGAUAAAGCGGACAUCUUCCAGAAGCAGUUCAAUAGAAGAGUCACUUCUUUCCACUGACAAGGACCUAGAGGAAGGUUGUCAUAGGGAUUCUGGAAAUUCGCAAAGCUAUUGGGAUCUUAUGACAUUCAAAUCUAUCACUUCUGUGAUGAAUCAUGGUGUGACAAAGCAGCUUGACUUUGAAGAUUUGCUUCGUCUACCCGCUGAUAUGGAUCCACUUUCCUGUCAUAAUAGAUUGUUAAGCUGUUGGCAAGAUCAGCUGAUUAAAAAUUGCUCUAAUCCUUCAUUGUUUAAAGCAAUCUGUUCUGCAUAUGGGUGGCCGUAUGUUCGCUUAGGAUUAUUAAAGGUGCUUAAUGAUUGUAUUGGUUUUGCGGGACCAUUGCUUCUCAAUAAGCUGAUUCGAUUUCUUCAACAAGGUUCUGGGCAUUUAGAUGGCUAUGUUCUUGCAAUGUCCUUGGGGCUGACAUCUGUCCUUAAAUCCUUUUUUGAUACUCAAUACUCUUUCCACCUUUCCAAGCUGAAGCUAAAGCUACGGUCUGGUAUUAUGACUGUCAUCUACCAGAAGUGUCUACACAUCAACCUAGCAGAGCGAUCAAAAUUUUCUGAGGGGGAAAUUCAGACUUUCAUGUCCAUAGAUGCGGAUAGAACUGUCAACCUGUGUAACAGUUUCCAUGAUUUCUGGAGCUUGCCUUUGCAAAUUGGAGUGGCUUUGUAUCUUUUGUAUGUGCAAGUCAAAUUUGCUUUUGUCUCUGGAAUUGCAAUAACCAUCUUGCUGAUACCAGUGAAUAAAUGGAUAUCUAAAUUAAUUUUGAGUGCUACUGAAAAAAUGAUGAAGCAAAAGGAUGAGAGGAUAAGAAGGACGGAUGAACUUUUGACAUAUAUUCGGACUUUGAAGAUGUACGGCUGGGAGCUUCUUUUUUCUAGCUGGUUGAUGGAGACAAGAUCUUCAGAAGUGGCACACUUAAGUACUCGGAAGUACUUGGAUGCGUGGUGUGUAUUUUUUUGGGCGGCAACACCCGCUCUUUUCUCGCUGUUCACAUUUGGACUCUUCGCACUCAUGGGACAUCAACUUGAUGCUGCAACGGUCUUCACUUGUCUUGCUCUGUUUAACACCUUGAUAUCCCCCCUAAAUUCAUUCCCAUGGGUCAUUAAUGGACUCAUUGAUGCCGUUAUAUCUACCAGAAGGUUGAGCAGAUUUCUCUCUUGUUCUGAGCACAAAUAUGAAGUUGAACUGAUGGCUGAUUCUUCUUCACCAGAUUUAUUGAAUGAACAGUCUGCAGCCAUCUUUAAAGAUAUGUCUAUAGCUAUCCAUGAUGCAUGUUGUGCUUGGUCAUGCAGUAAUGAGAAAGAAUGGAAUAUGGUGUUGAAUCAUGUGACUCUAGAACUCCCAAAGGGUUCCUUUGUUGCAGUAAUUGGAGAGAUUGGUUCAGGUAAAUCGUCAUUGUUAAAUUCAAUUUUGGGAGAAAUGCACGUUCUACAUGGAUUAAUACAUUCAAGUGGAUCUAUAGCAUAUGUACCACAGGUACCAUGGAUUCUCUCUGGAACGGUACGUGAUAAUAUCUUGUUCGGAAAGAAUUAUGAUCCCAGAAGAUACUCAGAUACUUUACAGGCAUGUGCACUGGAUGUUGAUAUUUCGUUAAUGAUUGGAGGAGACAUGGCUUAUAUUGGAGAAAAAGGAGUGAACAUAUCAGGUGGACAGAGAGCUCGUCUUGCUUUGGCGAGGGCUAUUUAUCAUGGCUCCGAUAUUUUUAUGCUUGAUGAUGUCCUCAGUGCCAUCGAUGCUCAGGUUGCUCAGUGGAUUUUAUAUAAUGCCAUUCUGGGUCCUCUUAUGAAGCAAUGCACUCGUGUACUUUGUACCCAUAAUGUGCAGGCAAUAUCUUCUGCUGAUUUGGUUGUUUUGAUGGAAAAAGGGCAUGUGAAGUGGGUGGGAAGUUCAGCUGAUUUGUCAGUUUCUUCAUAUUCAGCAUUCUCUCCACUAAAUGAAUUUGAUACAUCUUUGCACAUUCAAAGACAAGAAUGCAGCAUGGCUGCUAAUACCGAAGGCAAACAAUCUCUCCUAGAAAAAAGCACUGCUCAUGUUUCAGAGGAAGCAGAAGAGAUCAUUGAAGUUGAGCUACGAAAAGAGGGCAGAGUUGAACUUACUGUAUACAAAAAUUGCCUGUGUUGCCGUAUUGUACCCGUACCUGUACCUGUGUUCAUGUCCGUGUCUGUGUAUCCUAGAAAUUAUGCAGCAUUUUCUGGUUGGAGUAUCACAGUUGUGAUAUGCUUGUCGGCAAUUUUAAUGCAAGCUUCUCGUAAUGGAAAUGAUCUGUGGCUGUCAUAUUGGGUUGAUACAACAGGAAGCAGUCAGACAGAAUACUCCAUCUCCUUUUAUCUGGUUAUACUUUUCAUCUUUUGUAUCAUAAACUCCUUUCUAACGUUGGUGAGGGCAUUCUCAUUUGCAUUUGGGGGCUUACGAGCUGCUGUUAAGGUGCAUAAUACACUGCUUCAUAAGCUUGUCAGUGCACCUGUCCAAUUUUUUGAUCAGACCCCAGCUGGAAGGAUAUUAAACAGGUUGUCUUCAGAUCUUUAUACAAUUGAUGACUCUCUUCCGUUUAUUCUCAACAUUCUCGUAGCCAACUUUGUUGGCUUACUGGGAAUUGCUAUAGUUUUGUCCUGUGUACAGGUCUUCUUCUUGCUUUUGCUAUUGCCAUUUUGGUACAUCUACAGCAAGCUUCAGUUCUUCUACAGGUCAACAUCACGAGAACUGCGGAGGCUGGACAGUGUUUCUCGUUCUCCUAUAUAUGCAUCCUUCACAGAGACACUCGAUGGGUCAUCAACUAUAAGGGCAUUCAAGUCAGAGGACUUUUUCUUGGCCACUUUCACUCAGCAUGUAUUGAUGUAUCAGCAAACUUCAUACUCAGAAUUAACCGCAAGUUUGUGGCUUUCCCUGCGCCUUCAGUUGUUAGCAGCAUCUAUCAUCUCAUUUGUUGCCCUGAUGGCUGUUAUUGGAUCUCAUCGUGGUUUACCAAUUAGUUUUGGCACCCCAGGACUGGUAGGAUUGGCUCUCUCCUAUGCAGCUCCACUUGUGUCUUUGUUGGGGAGCUUUUUAACAAGUUUUACUGAAACAGAGAAGGAAAUGGUUUCUGUUGAAAGAGCUCUUGAGUAUAUGGACAUUCCUCAAGAGGAAUUGCAUGGAUGCCAAACCUUAAAUCCAGAUUGGCCACAUCAAGGAGUAAUUGAAUUUCACAAUGUUACAUUGAGAUACUUGCCAUCUCUUCCGGCUGCACUUUGUGAUAUUAAUUUUACAGUUGGGGAGGGGAUGCAGGUUGGAAUCAUUGGAAGAACAGGUGCUGGAAAAUCUAGUGUCUUGAAUGCCCUUUUCCGUCUUACCCCAAUAUGUACAGGAUAUAUUUUGGUGGAUGGGAUAAACAUAGCUGAUGUUCCUGUUAGAGAACUCCGUACACAUUUUUCUGUUGUGCCUCAGAGUCCAUUCUUAUUUGAAGGUUCAGUGAGGGAUAAUCUAGAUCCAUUCCGGGUAAGCAAUGACUUCAAAAUUUGGGAGGUUCUGGAGAAAUGCCAUGUCAAGGAUGAUGUAGAAGCAGCUGGUGGGCUAGAUAUUCAUGUAAAGGGAGCUGGGACAUCAUUUUCUGUUGGGCAGCGGCAGCUACUUUGCCUUGCACGAGCACUUCUCAAGUCUACAAAGGUACUGUGUUUGGACGAGUGCACAGCUAGUGUUGACACUCAAACCGCUUCAGUAAUACAAAAUGCCAUAUCUACUGAAUGCAGAGGCAUGACAGUGAUCACAAUUGCUCACCGCAUUUCCAUGGUAUUGAACAUGGACAACAUCCUGAUUCUUGACCGUGGGAUCCUGGUUGAACAGGGUAACCCACAGGUUCUCCUACAAGAUAAGUUCUCGAGAUUUUCGGGUUUUGCUAAGGCUUCUACCAUGUGAAUACUCAACAAGUGCUAUCGAACUCAAGUGCUGACAACAUGCACUGUGAUAUUUUAGUUUAUAAUACGGAUCAAAUUUGUAUUGUAAAUUGGUUCAAAAUCGUUAAUGGAAUUGGGUCCCUUAUCAUUUGCAACGAGGAAAAGACAACAUUGGUUUGAAAGUGAUCACUUACCAAUUACGACCAUAGUAGUCACCUGAGAAUUCUAGUGAAUUUGUGCAUAAAUUUUAAGUGUUGUUUUCAGCUAGUCUGCUUAUUGUGUAAGUCAAGACCUGAAACAAUGUUAACUUGUUGACAAUCUUACUAAAUGCCUACAACCCUACAACAUGCUAAAUCGUUAUUUGA
Molecule: messenger RNA, 5051 nt
Organism: Quercus lobata
Lineage: Eukaryota; Viridiplantae; Streptophyta; Magnoliopsida; Fagales; Fagaceae
Gene: ABCC13
Product: multidrug resistance-associated protein 11
Exons: 37
Coding region: 233-4708 (1491 amino acids)
Biological process (GO): transmembrane transport
Cellular component (GO): membrane
Molecular function (GO): ABC-type transporter activity; ATP hydrolysis activity; ATP binding
Source: RefSeq, a predicted model, not a curated record